AUGGAAGAACGGAGCUCGUUGCAGAGCCCGUUGCUGUUCGGCGAAGGUAAGGCCCAAAGCUUUCGGUGGCGCGGUGGUUUCGAUUGGCGAUUCGGCUUCUGUGUGAAAGCCAUGUUUGUAGGCUGGUUGUCGACAUGGACUAUCUGUGUUCUAGCUGGCAACAUGGAUGCUAUCGCCCACCCAUCAGAAGAACAAAAGCAGUGGCUGGAUCAUCUCGGCCCACGCGGUGCAGCUACGGCCAGUUUGCUCAUCUUCCCCAUCCUCAUCGCAGGUCUGUGCAUCCCCUAUCUGUGGAAAUUCCAGGGGUCAUGGCUGCACUGUGCCAGCCUCAUUGGCUCCCAUCAACUCCUGACGGCGGGCAUCCUCAGCAUCCCCGAAGCCUCAUACACUGAAGAGCAUCUGCAAGAUGACAUAGACGGAGUUUGGCGGUUGCACAAGUUCCAAGCCAUCGUGUCCUGGGUGAAGCUAUGGCAGCUGGGACGGAAGAGAGCCGCCAUCUGGUGUUUUCUGUUUUGGAAUGAGUGGAACGUGAAUCUGCACACAGAAGAUGGGGCGCGCUGGCUGUGGCUGGUGGUGACCACACUGUUCCAAGCAACAGCUCUCUCAUCGCUAGCGAAAGAUGCGGCAGAGCUCGCUGCAAGCCGGGAGGAGAAAGAUCCCGAAUUCGCCAAGCUGCUAAAGAAGCAGAGCUUCUUCUUGCAGCUAGGCAGUGUGAUGACGGUGGUUGAGGCAGCCCACAUGCCACUCACGGAGACCUGGAUACUGCCCACGAUAGGUCUUGGCUGGUACGCCGCCGUAGACCUGGUCUUCAAUCAAGUCAUGAUCCUUGUUAUAGGGGGAGUCAUCGGCCCCGAGGAAGAUGUGGUCGCUUUGGGAGAGUUGUCAUGGAUGAUGGGUUCCAGAGGCCACAGAGUCGCCUUCCCCGGAAGGGUCAAUCUGUCUGCCACGGACUGCAUUGUCAGCUUUCCUGGCAAAUAUGCCAUGGAAUGGGAUGAUGCUGUGCGCAAGGUCGAGAUGCAUGAAGAUUCCUGCAGUUUGGCAUGCGUUUUCCUCACCAAUACAUCCUCGGGUCUUGGGGUCCAUGCAGAUGUUCCCGGCGAACCUGUGGGCCAAUGCUGGUGUCAGGCUCUUUAUGGCAAGUUGCCACCUCAGGCGUACUUGGAAGUAGUUGAAGAUGCUGGCAAGAUGACCCAGCAACAACUGGACUUCAAGAGACAAGAUGCCGAAGCGAUGGGCCAGGUGCUCGUUGUUCGCCAAGGUGAAGCGGACAGCGUUUGGCAGCAGAUGAAGGAAGAAGCCUUAACAGAAGCAGCAGAGAAGUGCAAGGAGAAUCAAGGCCGUGCUCCUUGGGGAUGUCAAUGGUUCGCUAAGUGGAAGGAAAAUGUGGACAAAGCCGUCGAGCGCAUGCAAAAACUCCACGUUUUCUUUUUUGAAAGCAAGGUAGGUUGCGGCAAGCUGGCAUGGGAGGAUCUGUCACACCCAGCAGCUCUGUCAGAGGCCAAAAGAGACAAUGGGCUGGGAAAUUCCCAACGGGCUGAGGUGGCCUAUCUGGAUCGCUGUCAUGUCACCUACGAGGAGCAUGAUGUGAGGGAAUUCUACGCAUUUAUGUCUCGACGCAUGAAGAAAAGAUGGUUCCGCAGAUCGGGGUUACAAGUAAAAGGACCCGGAUCAGAAAUUAAGCUUACUGGUACCACGAAUCGUAUCAGCUCAUCGCUGCAAUUACGGCGAUUAAACCCUGCAUGUCGUUUGCAGUUGCAAAUUAUCGGCAGAUAG
Symbiodinium sp. CCMP2592 is the source of this 1773-nucleotide messenger RNA. The record is from the annotation of a GenBank genome assembly. NCBI's taxonomy places the organism in Eukaryota, Dinophyceae, Suessiales, Symbiodiniaceae.